This is a messenger RNA of Glycine soja, 1147 nucleotides long. Its product is annotated as expansin-A4-like. NCBI's taxonomy places the organism in Eukaryota, Viridiplantae, Streptophyta, Magnoliopsida, Fabales, Fabaceae. The transcript is spliced from 3 exons. The coding region runs from base 1 to 771 and encodes 256 amino acids. The record is from RefSeq and is a predicted model, not a curated record. Gene Ontology annotation, biological process: plant-type cell wall organization. Gene Ontology annotation, cellular component: extracellular region.
AUGGGUGUGUUCAGUGCAGUGCUGUGCCUUAUGUCCCUAAUGUGGAUGGUGGAAGCUCGAAUUCCAGGCGUUUACACGGGCGGCGCCUGGCAAAGUGCUCACGCUACAUUCUACGGAGGAUCCGAUGCAUCCGGCACCAUGGGAGGAGCAUGCGGGUACGGGAACCUGUACAGCCAAGGGUACGGAGUGAACACUGCAGCGUUGAGCACGGCACUCUUCAACAGCGGCCUCAGCUGCGGUGCGUGCUUUGAGAUCAAAUGCGCAAACGACAAGCAGUGGUGUCACUCCGGCAGCCCUUCCAUCUUCAUCACCGCCACCAACUUCUGUCCCUCAAAUUACGCUCUUCCAAACGACAAUGGCGGCUGGUGCAACCCCCCUCGCCCUCACUUCGACCUCGCCAUGCCCAUGUUCCUUAAAAUCGCCGAAUACCGCGCCGGCAUCGUCCCUGUCGCCUACCGCAGGGUGGCAUGUAGGAAGCAUGGGGGGAUCAGGUUCACAAUAAACGGUUUCCGUUACUUUAACCUGGUUUUGAUCAGCAACGUGGCGGGUGCAGGGGAUAUCGUGCACGCCUACGUUAAGGGGUCACGAACCGGGUGGAUAGCAAUGAGCAGAAACUGGGGUCAGAACUGGCAGUCAAACGCCGUUUUGGUGGGCCAGGCUUUGUCCUUCAGAGUUACCGCCAGUGACCGUCGCUCUUCUACCUCUUGGAACAUUGUUCCACCAAAUUGGCAAUUUGCUCAAACUUUCACUGGAAAGAACUUCCGUGUCUGAACACUGGCUUCAUCCCUUUACUUUCUUUUUCAUUUUCUUAAUAUAAUGAAAUACAAGUUUAUUUCUCUUUCCAGUUUUGCCCUUAGACCCUGAUCUUUUGGAGAAAAAAAGAGUGAGUGACAGCUUGUUGUGACAAGUUCUUUGAUUUUGGUUUCUCGUUGGUGGGUUUCAUAUUUUUAAUGUAUAAUUGAGGGUGCGCGUGUGAAGUUGUACGUUCCGAUUUCUGUAGGAAAUGCUGAAGCGGCUAACAAAAAAGGGUAGCCCGCGGCAAAUUGAUAGUAGUAUUUUUUAUUUUAUACAAUGAUACUAUUGUAAUUGCUAUUAAUAUAUUGUUCCAUCAUGGAUCUAAGGAAGCGUGUUGUGAUUGUGCUUGACU